AUGCAUUGGACAAAUAUCCUUCCCCUUCUAACGCUCGCCCACUCGCCGGUAACUUUAGCUCUCAGCGCCGCCCGAGUAUGGGCCAACUUCUCUCCCCAGUGCCCAGCGGACGACCACUCCUCUUACCCAGAUGAUCCCAUUCUCAAGUUGCAUGAAGAAUUUACAACAGCCGUCGACGUGGUCGCCGGGAAAUGCCAGGAAGUUCCUGUUCCUCUUCGAUACACCAUGGAGGUAGACCACGUCUCGAUUGACGCAGAGCUCUUCUGGCAGGAUAGCCUAGACCAGUGUACCAUUGCCGUGCACGAGUUGCCGGGCUGUACUGAGCCACCACUUAUACAGAAGAAGAUCGGACAUGGCGAGGCACUCAGUGAGUGUGAAGAGCGGAACUUUGCCACGUUCACUCAGGUUUGGGUUAAGUUAGAGUGUGAGCAGAUGAAGCCGGUUCAUCAUGGCAUAGCUUCUUGGUACCAUGGCAGACUUGCAAAUGAUACGGAGAGUGCUAAUAGUACUGGAGCCCAUAACAAUACUGGGAAUCACAAUAGCACCGGUUCCUACGGUGGAACUGGUGUGUUCCACAGCAGUGUUUGGAAGAAGAUAUUGGAAAAUCGUCGGGCGCGACUUAUGUCGUCCUGA
Messenger RNA from Aspergillus caelatus, 633 nucleotides. RefSeq lists its product as uncharacterized. The record is from RefSeq and is a predicted model, not a curated record. The transcript is spliced from 2 exons. The coding region runs from base 1 to 633 and encodes 210 amino acids. Lineage: Eukaryota; Fungi; Ascomycota; Eurotiomycetes; Eurotiales; Aspergillaceae.